CUCCCGCCUGGCGCUGCCGAACUUGCUCUAACUUCCUCGGCCGACCGGGCCGCGCCGCCGCUGCCGCGCCCGGGUCCUGCUUCUCAGAAGAUGCACUAUUACAGAUACUCGAAUGCCGAGGUCAGCUGCUGGUACAAGUACCUCCUCUUCAGCUACAACAUCGUCUUCUGGUUGGCUGGAGUUGUCUUCCUUGGAGUUGGACUCUGGGCAUGGAGUGAAAAGGGUGUACUGUCUGACCUCACCAAAGUGACUCGGCUACAUGGAAUAGACCCCGUGGUGCUGGUCCUGAUGGUGGGCGUGGUGAUGUUCACACUGGGGUUCGCUGGCUGUGUGGGGGCCCUACGGGAGAACAUCUGCCUGCUCAAGUUUUUCUGUGGUGCCAUCGUGCUCAUCUUCUUCCUGGAGCUGGCUGUGGCUGUGCUGGCCUUCUUGUUCCAGGACUGGGUAAGGGAUCGGUUCCGGGAGUUCUUUGAGAGCAACAUCAGAUCCUACCGGGACGACAUCGACCUGCAGAACCUCAUCGACUCCCUUCAGAAAGCUAACCAGUGCUGUGGAGCCUAUGGCCCUGAAGACUGGGACCUUAACGUCUAUUUCAACUGCAGUGGUGCCAGCUAUAGUCGCGAGAAGUGUGGGGUUCCCUUCUCCUGCUGUGUGCCGGAUCCUGCGCAAAAAGUUGUGAACACACAGUGUGGAUACGAUGUCAGGAUUCAGCUGAAGAGCAAGUGGGACGAGUUCAUCUUCACCAAAGGCUGCAUCCAGGCGCUGGAGGGCUGGCUUCCGAGGAACAUUUACAUCGUGGCUGGUGUUUUUAUCGCCAUCUCUCUGCUACAGAUAUUUGGCAUCUUCUUGGCAAGGACCCUGAUCUCAGACAUCGAGGCGGUGAAGGCCGGCCAUUACUUCUGAGGAGCAGAGGCGAGCAAGUGCAGCUGAGCCACAUUGUGGAGGCCAGAACCCUUCACUGUCAUCAACCUUAUAUCCAGUGGGAGAGAAGCUGGCACAACCACCCGGAGCCAGCGCCCUUUCUUCAGCAUCAGUGUGAUAUGAACUCUAUUUCUCCUUGCUGGUGCUGAAGGCCCAGGGCUCCUUUUUACCUGCAAGACUUGAGCCUGCAUCCCUGCUGGGACUUCCUAGAGGCAGAAGUGUCUCUACAUGGGGCAGUGGCCCCGAGGGACAGACUGGGCUUCUGUGGCUGUAAGGAGUGCCUGUCUUGGCCCUCUUGGAGACCGAGAGCCUCUGCAGACACCUGCUCCUCACUGCAGGCUUUGGGUCAUGGGCGCUAGCCUGAUGGACAGCCACAUCUUAGGGUGGGACAUGGGUAAAGGGACAGCAGGUGAGCACAGAGCUUCUCUUUCCACCAAGUCCAGCAGUGCAGUGGCCUGCUCCUAGCUGGGGAAGGGGAGGGGCUCAAGUGGAUCUGUGUAUGCUAGUGGAAUCGUGGUGGGUUAGGAUCAUUUGCAGGACCCUCAGCCAUGUCCAAGUGAAGUAAGCCUGAGCCAGGGCAUGACUGGUGCCACGAAAUGCCUCGGCGACUACCCGCCAAGCCCCACUGCCAUUUUCCAGGACAGGAACUGCCUCUGGUUUCAACAGCAUUAAGCCCUGGUUGCUGGGGAAGCGGGGGUGGCCUGUUCCCCACUGAGAGCCGGCUCUCGUUUUCUUAAAGUGUGUAAAUAGUUUAUUUAUAGGGGUAAGAAUGUUUUCACACCAUGUCUUCAUUUCCUUUUCCUUUCCUCCGGCAUUCUCCUCUCAGCAGCCUUACACAGUGUCUGGAACUAAAAGCUGUCCCUUUCAGUUCCCCUGAGUGUCUCCAGAACCAACCACAGCAGCCUGUCCUUUCCAUCUACUGUGUUCCUGCAUUCCCCUUCCUCCAUACACUGCCCCCGAGACACACCCCACCUCCCAGCUUGGCCUCACUGUCUUCCAGUCUUGGUGCUACUAAAGCUGUCACCCGAACUUGAAUCCCGCCCCUCCUUCCCCAUGGCCUGCCCAGGGUACCCCAGCCCCCCACAUAGGCAGCCAAAAACCUUUUGGGCAGAACUUCUGGUCGAAGCUAUACGCCAAAGGCUGGCUGGCCUGACAUCUGUCCCUGGAGAGAGCUGCUGUCCUGCAGCCAGGCCUUUGCUGAGCUGUGCACCCCAGGCCACAGCUGCUUAGAAUCUUGGGACAUUUUAUUUCUCACUUUCGUGGUCAUUCCCCACCAGGAUAUGUGUGGUCACUGUGCCCAUCCUUCCUGUUGGGGCUCUUCUGGAGCUUGCUCUUGGCAGUGAAGUUUAUUGUAUGUGCUGAAAAACCCUUGGAGUAGUUGGGGCAUUGUCCAUCUUUAGCUGGGCUACUUCUAAUGCUUCUCUGUAGCUUGUACCAGUUCUGUCCUUACUGUUCAGGGAUCGAGAGCUACCUUCAUUCACUUGCAGAAGUGUACAUUCUAGUGUGGUGUAUACUGGUUAUGCUGGUGGGUGUUUGUUGUUGAUGAUGAUGAUGAUGAUAUUUUUGUUUUGUUUUGUUUUUUACCAUUCUCUGUAGACUAGAGGAAGAAUGCUUGUGUUUUUAGAAAGUGUGUUGCUUCUCUUUGACUGCCAAACUCUUUUAUGGAAUAUAUCUUUAUAUUAA
Molecule: messenger RNA, 2604 nt
Organism: Urocitellus parryii (Arctic ground squirrel)
Lineage: Eukaryota; Metazoa; Chordata; Mammalia; Rodentia; Sciuridae
Gene: Tspan14
Product: tetraspanin 14
Cellular component (GO): plasma membrane
Source: RefSeq, a predicted model, not a curated record